GUGGGCUUAAGCUAACCUUGAUGAUCAGUGCAAAAACCAAAACAGAAACAUCUUUAAUCCUUCGUUCAUCAAUUUCCAAACCCCACAUGUCCUUCUUCUUCUUCUAGGCCUAAACCCGCCUACUCAAAUAACCCCCCCCUUCCAUUACCAUCCUCAACGACCAUGUCAUUACCUUCACCAGCAGCAAUGUCAACAAUCCUGAUGACGAUGCUGCAAUUAACCCUAUGUAGCAUUGGCAUUGCCACUGCCUCUUACCCUCCCUUUCAACUCUUGAACGUCAAACAAACUCUUUUAGACACGAAGAUGUUAAAGCCACUCAAACCAUCUGAAUUUCAUCUACUCUCCAACGUUACCGAAACUGAUCGUCCAGGGACUUGGAAACUGAAACUCUUCCAUCGAGACAAGUUAUCUUCCAACGCUACCUCUACUUUGCACGACCAUCGCCGCCGUUUUCAAGCAAAUAUGGAAAGGGACGUGAAAAGGGUGGCAAGCCUCUUCCGUCGUCUCCCCGGCGGCGGAACCCACGAUGGUAACGCUUCUUACGAGCUGGACGAUUUUGGGUCGGAUGUCGUUUCGGGAAUGGCGCAAGGAAGUGGAGAGUAUUUCGUGAGGAUAGGCGUUGGUAGCCCUCCUAGGAAUCAGUAUAUGGUUAUUGAUUCGGGCAGUGAUAUUGUUUGGGUCCAGUGUCAACCUUGUAACCAAUGCUAUCGACAGUCCGACCCAGUUUUCAACCCCGCUGAUUCCGCUUCUUUCGCCGGCGUCUCGUGUGGAUCUUCAGUUUGUGAUCGGCUCGAGAAUUCGGGUUGCAAUUCUGGUCGGUCCUGCCGGUACGAAGUUUCGUAUGGUGAUGGAUCUUAUACGAAAGGGACUUUGGCGCUCGAAACGCUCACUUUCGGUCGAACCAUGGUUAAAAACGUGGCUAUCGGAUGCGGGCAUAUUAACCGGGGCAUGUUCAUCGGGGCAGCCGGGUUGUUGGGCCUUGGAGGUGGAUCCAUGUCACUUGUGGGUCAAUUGGGUGGUCAAACAGGUGGUGCAUUUAGCUACUGUUUAGUGAGUCGGGGCACCGAUGCAUCUGGGUCAUUGGUAUUCGGUCGUGGAGCGAUGCCCGUCGGGGCUUCAUGGGUCCCUUUGCUACGUAACCCACGAGCCCCGAGUUUUUACUAUGUUGGGCUUUCAGGUCUCGGAGUAGGAGGUAUUUCGGUGCCCAUAUCCAACGACAUCUUCCGACUCACCGAACUAGGGUUCGGAGGAGUUGUUAUGGACACAGGCACGGCCGUGACAAGGUUCCCAACCUCAGCUUACAAUGCCUUUCGCGACACUUUUAUCUCGCAAACGGCUAACCUUCCCCGUGCCUCGGGAUUGUCCAUCUUUGAUACAUGUUAUAACUUAUCGGGUUUCAUCUCGGUUCGGGUUCCAACAAUAUCGUUCUAUUUCUCGGGUGGACCGAUCUUGACCCUACCGGCAAGGAACUUUCUUAUUCCGGUUGAUGAUAUGGGAACUUUCUGUUUUGCGUUUGCUCCCUCAGGUUCCGGACUUUCAAUAAUAGGGAACAUCCAGCAAGAGGGGAUCCAAAUUUCCUUCGAUGGAGGCAAUGGGUUCGUGGGGUUUGGCCCCAAUGUUUGCUAAUUAUGUACUUGUAAAGCAAUAGUGAUGAAUAUUGCUACAUAGUUUUCUUUUUCUAAGCAUAUUCAUAUAAUUAUAAAUAUGGGUCUGAUGUUACCAAUAAGGUCAUGUGCUACUUGUCUUUAUGAUUUUGAUUGAAGUUUUGGGUUUUUUCUUCUAAUGUAAAAUAUCCCUAUAUGUAAUGUGAUUUUGUAAAGUUUAUGCAAAGAGGCAGUUAAGG
Messenger RNA from Hibiscus syriacus, 1843 nucleotides. RefSeq names its product protein ASPARTIC PROTEASE IN GUARD CELL 2-like. NCBI's taxonomy places the organism in Eukaryota, Viridiplantae, Streptophyta, Magnoliopsida, Malvales, Malvaceae. The record is from RefSeq and is a predicted model, not a curated record. The transcript has a single exon. Gene Ontology annotation, molecular function: aspartic-type endopeptidase activity. The coding region runs from base 163 to 1626 and encodes 487 amino acids. Gene Ontology annotation, biological process: proteolysis.